AUGAGCCGGCAGUCCUACAGUAUCAGAGCAGGUGGUGGUGUAAAAGGUUUUAGCACAGCCUCUGCCAUCAUCCCAAGUGGCAAUAGAUCUGGUUUCAGCUCACUUUCUCUUGCUCGAGCUGGUGGAGGUGGUUUUGGUGGUGGUGGUGGAGGAGGUAUUGGAAGGAUCAGUAUUGGCAGUGGUGGCAGUGGUGGCGGUGGCUUUGGCAGCAGGAGUCUUUAUAAUCUUGGUGGUACUAAAAGAAUUUCUAUCAGCAGAGGUGGCAACUUGCGCAGUGGAUUAGGUGGUGGUGGAGGGUUUGGUUUUGGUAGUGGCUCUGGCAGUGCGUUUGGUUUUGGUGGAGGAGCCGGAGGUAGUGGCUUUGGGUUUGGUGGUGGAGGAGGUGGAGGAGGAGGAUAUGGUUUUGGUGGGGGGCUUGGUGCAGCUAGAAGUUCCCUAGGCUUUGGUGGUGGUGCCGUACCUGGGGUUGGCACCAUCCAAGAAGUGACCAUUAACCAAAGUCUCCUAGCACCGCUCAAUUUAGAAAUUGACCCAGCCAUCCAAGAAGUACGGAAAGAAGAGAAGGAACAAAUUAAGACACUCAACAACAAAUUUGCAUCUUUCAUUGACAAGGUCCGCUUCCUGGAACAGCAGAACAAAGUUCUGGAGACCAAGUGGGCCCUUUUGCAGGAUCAAGGACUGAAAUCUGGUUCUAACAAGAGCAACCUUGAUCCACUCUUUGAGGCCUACAUCAAUAACCUAAGGAGACAGCUCAGUGGUUUGAUCAAUGAGAAAGGCCGACUGGAUGGGGAGCUGAAGAAUAUGCAGGAUAUUGUUGAAGACUUCAAGACCAAAUAUGAAGAGGAAAUCAAUCGGCGUACAUCUGCUGAAAAUGAGUUUGUUAUGCUCAAGAAGGAUGUGGAUGCAGCAUACAUGAACAAAGUGGAGCUGGAAGCCAAAGUGGAUUCCCUAACUGAUGAACUCAACUUCCUGAGGGCCCUCUAUGAGGCGGAAUUGGCUCAGUUACAGGCACAGAUGUCUGACACUGCUGUCAUCCUCUCUAUGGAUAACAACCGGGACUUGGACCUGAAUGGCCUCGUCUCUGAUGUGAAAGCUCAAUAUGAAGACAUUGCCAACAGGAGCCGAGCAGAAGCAGAAGCUUGGUACCAGAACAAGUUUGAGGAACUCCAAGCUACUGCAGGAAGGCAUGGUGAUGACCUACGAAAUACUAAAGGAGAAAUUUCAGAGCUCAAUAGGAUGAUUCAGAGGAUACGCUCAGAAAUUGAAAAUGCCAGGAACCAGUGUGCCAAUCUGCAGACGGCUAUUGCAGAUUCUGAGGAUCGGGGUGAAUUGGCUCUCAAAGAUGCCAGAGCCAAGCUUAUUGAACUAGAGGAGGGUCUACAGAAAGCUAAGGAAGAAAUGACCCGCCUAUUGCGGGAGUACCAAGAGCUCAUGAACGUCAAGCUGGCCCUGGAUAUUGAGAUCGCCACCUACAGAAAGCUGCUGGAAGGAGAAGAGAGCAGGCUCUUUGGAGAGGGAGUUAAUCCUGUCAGCAUUUCCAUCUUGGGUUCUGGAAGCUCUGUUGUGAGCUCCAGUGGCGGAGGCGGAGGCGGAGGUGGUCUUGGAGGAGGUCUUGGUCUUGGUUUUGGAGGAGGAGGAGGCGGCGGAGGAGGAGGUGGUUUUGGUCUUGGAAGUGGUUUGAGCCUUGGAGGAGGAGGAGGUGGAGGAGGUCUUGGACUUGGUUUUGGUUAUGGUGGUGGCAGUGGUGGGGGGUUGAGUUUUGGAGGAAGCAGUUUCAGUUCUGGGAGUGGGAAAGGCAUUGGGGCAGGAAGCAACUCUGGUGUGAAAAUUAUCUCCAAAACCUCCACUACCCAAAAGAGCAUCAGAAGCUAAAACCUAAAGAAAACACCAAAAAAACCUGAGCAAGAACAAAUGCACAUAUAUCCCUACAUCUCUGGUGGGCAUUAGCAGUGGUGUCAUGUCAAAUAACUAACAACCACUUUCCAUCUCUUACUCUCCCUGUGGCUCUGGAGCAUCCAGUCCUUCCCUCCCUCUUACUUUCUGGCUUCUCUGUCCUUGUCUUCUCUGGUCUCUUCCUCCUCUUCCCCCACUUCAAUUGGCUUCCUUUUUAACCUCUCUGGCCUCUGUGUCUUUUAAGAAUUGCAGCAACCAGUUCUGGUAAACUGGUGCAAACGAUCUGAGUGUCACCACGGGGCAUUAGUAAAAGUCUUACCUGACACUAUUCAUUCAAAAAAUGGAUAUUCUAAAAGAACUGUACACUGCCUAGAAAUUUGAUCACGGUCUCUCUUUUUUCCCUCCUGAAGUCCAAAUUGAAUUAAAGUGUCACAAAGAUUCUUACUAAUAUUAUUAUUUUCAA
Sceloporus undulatus (fence lizard) is the source of this 2356-nucleotide messenger RNA. Its product is annotated as keratin, type II cytoskeletal 5-like. The transcript has 11 exons. The record is from RefSeq and is a predicted model, not a curated record. Gene Ontology annotation, biological process: intermediate filament organization; keratinization. Gene Ontology annotation, molecular function: structural constituent of skin epidermis. Lineage: Eukaryota; Metazoa; Chordata; Lepidosauria; Squamata; Phrynosomatidae. Gene Ontology annotation, cellular component: keratin filament. Bases 1 to 1872 code for a protein of 623 amino acids.